AAGCUAUGUUAGGCCUGCUAGCUCUACUACCUAGUAGCUCGAUAUCAUUUCUAGACACCUAUGUCUUGGAUUACCCCUAACUUGCUAAUUAAAUAUAGACCUUACCUCUAUCCGCUAGACCAUACGUUAGUGCUUAUGCCCCCAACGGCAUAACUGUGAGCGGCCCGUCGCGAUCGCUUGAUCUGCUUACUCGAUCGGGUAACUUGCGCAGUACCGGUUCCAAGACCAUCCCCAUCUUCGGGCCCUAUCACGCCCCACAUUUAUUCUCUUCAGAGGAUGUCGACGAGAUCAUUGGGAGCCUCGAUCUCUCCAUCACCGGCUCUCACCCCAAUCAUAUUCCCAUCUUGUCCAGCACUGGCAGGGAGGUCCAAAGCGGCAAGUUCAGCACUCUCUUACGAGCUGCAGUUGGGCAAAUCCUCUUACAGCCCAUCCGAUGGAGCGAUGUUCUCGAGGAGCUGCAGGUUUACCUUCAGCAUGAGCAGCCUCAGUCAUUCAAGGUUGUUCCAGUUGGAACCAAGGCCGACCAACUGAUCUACACGGCGCUCAAGCAGACGUCUUUGCGCACGCUACUGCCUUCUUCACCAACACAGAGCCAACGACCAGUUGACAACAAUGAUUUCUCUGGCCCCCGAAAGCCUAAGCUCGCUAUUGUCGGCAUGUCAGGGAGAUUCCCUGGAGCCAAUGACAAUGAGGCUUUCUGGGACCUCCUUUACCAAGGUCUAGAUGUCCACAAGCCUGUGCCGGACUUCCACUGGAAUGCCAAGACACACGUUGACCCUACAGGAAAGGGGAAGAACACGAGCGCGACGGCAUUCGGCUGCUGGCUUGAGAGCCCCGCUGAUUUCGAUGCGCGAUUCUUCAACAUCUCGCCUCGGGAAGCGCCUCAAAUCGAUCCGGCACAGAGAAUUGCCUUGAUGACGGCUUAUGAAGCGAUUGAACAAGCUGGAAUUGUUCCUGACGCCACCCCAUCAACACGACGUGACCGUGUCGGUGUCUUCUACGGUGUCACCAGCAUGGACUGGAUGGAGACCAACAGCGCUCAGAAUGUCGAUACAUAUUUCAUCCCCGGAGGCAACCAGGCCUUCAUCCCGGGGCGUAUCAACUAUUUCUUUAAAUUCAGUGGCCCGAGUUUCGCGGUCAACACCGCAUGCUCAUCCAGUCUUGCUGGCAUUCACCUUGCUUGCAAUUCGAUCUGGCGAGGCGAUAUUGAUACCGCCAUCGCCGGUGGUACUAAUGUUUUGACCAACCCCGACAUGACGGCUGGUCUUGACAAAGGUCACUUUCUCUCUCGGACGGGUAACUGCAAAACCUUUGAUGACUCCGCCGAUGGCUACUGCCGCGGAGAGGGAGUCGGGACAAUAAUCAUCAAGCGCCUCGACGACGCUAUCGCGGACAAGGACCCAAUCUUGGGAUUAAUCCUAGGCGCUUACACAAACCACUCGGCCGAGUCUGAGUCUAUUACCCGACCUCACGUUGGAGCUCAGCGAGCAGUUUUCCGAAAGAUCCUCAACCAGGGUGCUGUUGACCCCUAUUCCAUCGGAUAUGUUGAGAUGCACGGGACGGGUACUCAAGCCGGUGACGCUGGAGAGAUGUCCAGUGUUCUAGAGACUUUUGCCCCUCCCCCUGGACAAGUCGUGAAGAGCCGCAGCAGCAGUGAGGCUCUCUACCUCGGAUCAGCCAAGGCAAAUGUGGGCCACGGUGAGGCCGCAUCAGGAAUAUCCAGUCUCAUCAAGGUCUUGUUGAUGAUGAAGAAGAACACCAUUGUGCCACACUGCGGCAUCAAGACCAAGAUCAACCACAGAUUCCCGACUGAUCUUCAGGAACGAAAUGUCAACAUUGCCUUCAAGCCUACUCCUUGGGAGAGGAGCACCGAUGCUUCGAAGCCCCGACGAGUUUUCGUGAACAACUUCAGUGCCGCCGGUGGAAACACCGCGCUGCUGAUUGAGGAUGCACCCCUGGAGACCAAGUCUGUGGAUGUAGCCCCUGACUCACGAAACCACCACCUCGUUGCUGUCUCAGCCAAGAAUGGUGUCUCCCUACAAGGAAACCUCAAGUCGCUGCUUGGAUUCCUGAAGGAGAAUGCGGAUGUUAGCCUCGGUCAACUCUCAUACACCACUACUGCCCGCCGUAUCCACCACCAGCACCGUGUGAUGCUCUCUGGAUCAAGCGCCAGUGAUAUCUCCGCUCAAAUCGAGACAGCCAUCCGAGACCAGGCAGGCAUGACCAGACCCAAGAGCACACCUAAGGUUGUCUUUACCUUCACAGGCCAGGGUGCACAGUAUCCCGGAAUGGCGAAGGAGCUCUACGACAACUUCUCAUUCUUCCGCACCGAGAUGCGCCGAUUGGAUCGCAUCGGGCAGAGCCUCGGAUUCCCGUCUACGAUCCCCGUCAUUGAAUCAAAGGAACUAGACAUCGGCAUUUUCAACCCCACCGCCGUCCAGCUCGCCAGCGUCUGCAUGCAAAUCGCCCUCAGCAAGUUGUGGGCAUCGUGGAACAUCACCCCCGUCGCCGUGGUUGGACACAGCCUCGGUGAAUACGCGGCUCUUAACGCCGCCGGUGUUCUCUCAGACGCAGAUACCAUCUACCUUGUCGGAGCCAGGGCGACCGUGCUCCAGGAGAAGUGCACUAAAGACACCCACUCGAUGUUAGUCGUCAAGGCGUCAGUAGAUGAGAUUGCGAACAUCCUGAGGAGCCGCAAAUACGAGAUUGCUUGCAUCAACUCACCAAUUGAGACGGUGUUGGCUGGUAUCAACGAGGACAUUACCGCGAUCAAGAGCAUUCUUACGGAUGCUGGGUUGAAGACGACAGCACUCAAGGUCCCCUAUGCAUUCCACUCCUCCCAAGUAGAUCCCAUCUUAGAGGAUAUCAAGGCGAUAGCUAGCGGUGUUACUUUCUCCGAGGCCAAGGUCCCUGUGAUCUGCCCCUUGGAUGGCAGCAUCUCUGUUGGCAUUGGUAGCUUUACCCCUGAGUACCUUGCCCGCCACACCCGAGAGCCUGUCAACAUGCACAAGGCCCUACUCACGGCGAACAGCCAUCACAUCCUCGGUGACCAGAGCAUGACGCUGGAGAUUGGCCCCCACCCGGCCAUCACUGGCAUGGUGAAAGCAGUGCUCGGCCAACAGAGCAACGCUCUGGUGUCCCUACAGAGAGGCAGGUCGACGUUCCAAACUCUUACGACUGCGCUCAAGACACUCUUCAACGGGGGCUCAGACAUUCGGUGGACCGCCUAUCACGAAGACUUCCCGGCCUCCCAAAAGGUCAUCCCGCUACCAGCUUACAACUGGGACCUGAAGCCGUACUGGAUGCAGUACGUGAACGACUGGUCGCUGCGCAAGGGAGACCCUCCGUUGGUGAUCAACAACUCCUCGCGCAUUGAGAGCACGACUAUCCACCGGGUCGUCGAGGAAGAGGGCGAUUCUACCAAAGCCCACAUGAUCGUCGAGUCAGAUAUCGGACGGAAGGAUUUCCGCCCCCUGAUUGAAGGCCACGAGGUCGAUGGGGUUCCUCUAUGCACCCCGGCUGUCUACGGUGAUAUCUCGCUCAGCCUGGGCACCUACCUGCUCCAGCGUUACCAGCCGACUCAGGCAGGACUCACGCCGGUUAUUGCGGACAUGACCAUUCUCAAGGCCCUGAUGGUCCGACCCGACCCCUCCGAGCAGCUUCUUCAAGCCCACGCAAAGGCUGACUGGUCAUCGAACUCGGUGGCCAUUAAGUUUUUCACUUUCGAUAGCCAGAAGAGACUCCAAGAGCAUUCAAACUGCGUCAUCCGCUUCACGGACGGAAGCCUCCAGCAGAAGCUCCAGAAGGAAGUCGUCAACGUAAAAGAAAGGAUCCGCGUCCUCCGCGAGGGAAUUGUCACGGGCACCACUGCUCGCUUCAACCGCGCCAUGGUCUACCGUGCCAUCCGACCACUUGCACGCUUCCACGACGACUACAGGGCUGUGGAUGAGAUCGUCAUGGACAGCAAGUCACUAGAGGCGACGAGUCGCCUUGACUUUAGCAAUUUCCACAAGGGCGGCGAUUUCCACACUCACCCCGGCCUCAUGGACGCCCUGACGUGGUGUGCGGGAUUCACGAUGAACUGCAACGACAACAACGAUUUGGACCGCGAUGUCUACGUCAACCACGGCUGGGGCUCGUUCCAGAUGUUCGAGCCAAUGAGCUUUGAGAAGAACUACACGACUUACUCACGCAUGGUGGAGGGUAAGGACCGGUUAUGGCAGGGCGAUGUGAUGAUCUUGGAUGGUGACAAGAUCGUCGCUCACUUUGGAGAUUUCGCUAUGCAAGGUGUCCCCCGCCGUGUGCUGAGGGUCAUCCUAUCUAUCGAAAGCGGCAGCAAGGCCAAGAAACAGCCACUUACCCAAAAGGAGCCGGUCACCCUCCCAACCCUGCCUCAGGCACCUGUUCAUGCGUCAAAGUCCACUAAAGCUUCCGGGGACUCGGUCCCCUCGCCCAAGGUCACCCGAGCUCUAGCUAUCAUUGCCGAAGAGAGCGGCCUCGCCAUCUCUGACUUGACGGACAGCACCAACUUUGGCGACGUGGGCAUUGACUCCCUCUUGGGCCUGACCAUCUCGGCUCGGUUCAAAGAGGACCUCGACCUAGACCUCGACUUCAACGCGCUCUUCUACGAGUGUCCCACCGUUGGAGAUCUCAGGGCCUUCUUGGGAGAUUCCAAAUCGGACAACUCCAGCGAAGCCUCCACGCCAAUGUCGAGCGGCACCUUCACCACCCCGAGUGAUAGUGUGAAUGGCAGCUCAGCUUCUUCUGUCAUAGACGAAGCCCCUGCUCCACUUGGCAACAAGGUGGAUUUCCAGCGCGCUCUCGACAUUAUAUCUGAGGAGAGUGGUCUUGCGGCCGAGGACCUUACCAACGACACCAACUUCGCCGAUGCCGGAGUUGACUCGCUCUUGUCGCUAGUCAUCGUCAGCCGCUUCCGGGACGAGCUCGAGCUGGAUAUCCAGCACGAGUCUCUGUUCCUGGAAUGCCCAACUGUCGGCGACCUAAAGCACUUGCUACUAGGCAGUGCGAGCACCGAGAAACCUGUCGAAGCCAAGCCAGCUUUAGCCCCAGUCUAUUUUUCUCCUCCCCCAGUUCAGGAGAUCAAGGCAGUCCCAGAGCCUACCGAUCCCGCCUUAAUCGCUCGCAAGAAGGCAGUCGACGAACUAGUCGAGAAGUACACCGCCGGCUUCUCGGUCCCCGCCCCUCUCCCCCUCACCACCUCCACCCCGGACAACGAAAAGGUCGUCCUAGUAACCGGCGCAACGGGAUGUCUGGGCGGCCACCUCGUCUUCAAGAUGGCGCACAUGGCCGACGUCAAAACCGUCGUGUGCCUCAACCGGGAGAACAAAGCGGACCCCUUCACGCGCCAGAAGAAGGCGAUGAAGGACAAGGGCGUCCACUUCCCGGAGCACCUGCUGCCGAAGCUGCUGGUGCUGCAGACGGACAGCGCGAAGCCGAAGCUCGGGCUCUCGCAGGCCGAGUACGACGCCCUCGCCGGCUCCGUCACGCACAUCGUGCACAACGCGUGGCCCAUGAGCGUGAAGCGCGCGCUCCCCGGCUUCGAGCCGCAGUUCGGCGUCAUGCGCAACCUGCUCGACCUCGCGAGCGCCGUCGUCGCGCGCCGCCCCGCCUCCUUCCGCCUCGGGUUCCAGAUGAUCUCGUCGAUCAGCGUCGUGGGCAACUACGGGAACCGCGAGGAGGAGGAGGAGGAGAAGAAGAAGACGACGACGCUGGUGCCCGAGGACCGGGUGGGCGUGGAGGCGCUGCUGCCGGUCGGGUACGCGGACGCGAAGUGGGGGUGCGAGCGGAUGCUGGACGCGACGCUGCACCGGCACCCGGCGCACUUCCGGGCGAUGACGGUGCGGCUGGGGCAGAUCGCGGGCUCGAGCGUCAGCGGGUACUGGAACCCGAUGGAGCACUUCGGCUUCCUGAUCAAGUCGUCGCAGACGCUCGGCGCCCUGCCCGACGUCGACGGCACCGUCUACUGGACGCCCGUCAACGAGAUCGCCGGCACGCUGGGGGACCUGGUGCUGCCGCGGCACGACAAGCAGCACUACCACUUCUACCACAUCGAGAACCCCGUCGGCCAGCCCUGGAGCCAGAUGAACCGCAUCCUGGCGGACGCGCUGGGGAUCAAGGAGCUGAUUCCCCUGAAGGAGUGGUCCCAGCGUGUGAGGGAUGCGCCGCAGAGGAAUAACCCGGCUGCGGCGCUCGUCGACUUCCUCGAUAGCAAUUACCUCCGCAUGUCGUGUGGCGGGCUGGUGCUGGAACCCAAGAACACGCUCGAGCACUCGCAGACCUUGUCUGCGGUGGGCCCGGUGAGCGAGGAGGUGGUCAGGAAGUACAUCUAUGUGUGGAAGGAGAUUGGAUUCUUGAACAAAUAGUUUACCUAACUUGUAGGGGUUAUAAUACUUACGAAUGUAGGAACUUGGUGGAGAUUGUAAGUUUUAAACAUUGUUGGCUGGUUUCUUGGUUACGGUUAGAAUCAUCUGGAUAGAGGGCAUAAAUUGUAGUUUUAUUUUUUGGCAUAGUCGAGGUUAGGUAGUUUGCUUUAUUUCAUUGCAUAUUCGUUCAUGAUAUGACUUUCAUUGACUUUUAUCAAUAAUCAUUUUCCUAGCAUAGUUCAAUAAGAUGUGA
This is a messenger RNA of Hypoxylon fragiforme, 6636 nucleotides long. Its product is annotated as ketoacyl-synt-domain-containing protein. Gene Ontology annotation, molecular function: phosphopantetheine binding; 3-oxoacyl-[acyl-carrier-protein] synthase activity; fatty acid synthase activity. The transcript is spliced from 3 exons. Lineage: Eukaryota; Fungi; Ascomycota; Sordariomycetes; Xylariales; Hypoxylaceae. The record is from RefSeq and is a predicted model, not a curated record. Gene Ontology annotation, biological process: fatty acid biosynthetic process; secondary metabolite biosynthetic process. The coding region runs from base 657 to 6383 and encodes 1908 amino acids.